AUUCUUGUUAUGUGCCACCUUUGUAUUGGCUUUCCAAUAUGCCAAAGCCGACCCAGUUGGUGAAUGCCCAGAGGACAUGAACCCGGCAAAAGUUGAUUUCUUGGUAGAUGAUGGAGAUUGCACCGUCUUUUACAAAUGCGACUGGGGAAAACCAGUCAAAUUCGAUUGUCCAUCCGGUUUACACUUCAACAAAGAAUUGGAAGUCUGUGAUUGGCCAGAUAAAGCUGGAUGCAACGGUGAUGGUGGAGAUGACGGUGGAAGUAGCAGCAGCAGUAGCAGCAGUGAAAGCGAUGAAGGGGAUGACGAUGAAGAAGUAAUUGAGGGAGGUGAUGAUGAAGAAGUUGAGGGAGGAGAUGACAAUGUUGAAGAAGAUUCCGGUAGCUCCAGCUCUAGUUCUAGUUCCGAAAGUGACGAAAGUGGCGAUGGAAACGGUGAAGGCAAAUGCCCAAAUGAUCCAUGUCCAAAAGAAAAUGGUGAUUUCCCUCAUUACUUUGCCCACCCUGAAACCUGUGGUAGAUUUUGUCAAUGCGAUUGGGGAGUUGCCUAUGAUAUGCCAUGCCCAGAUGGACUUCAUUUCAACACUAAACUCAAUGUUUGUGAUUGGCCAGCAGAUGCAGGCUUUACAUUCUUGUUAUGUGCCACCUUUGUAUUGGCUUUCCAAUAUGCCAAAGCCGACCCAGUUGGUGAAUGCCCCGACGACAUGAACCCGGAUAAAGUUGAUUUCUUGGUAGAUGAUAAAGAUUGCACCGUCUUUUACAAAUGCGAUUGGGGAAAACCCGUCAAAUUCGAUUGCCCAUCUGAUUUACAUUUCAACAAAGAAUUGGAAGUCUGUGAUUGGCCCGAUAAAGCUGGAUGCAACGGUGAUGGUGGAGAUGACGGUGGAAGUAGCAGCAGCAGUAGCAGCAGUGAAAGCGAUGAAGGGGACGAUGAAGAAGUAGUUGAAGGAGGUGAUGAUGAAGAAGUUGAGGGAGGAGAUGGCAAUGUUGAAGAAGAUUCCUCUAGCUCCAGCUCUAGUUCUAGCUCCGAAAGUGACGAAAGUGGCGAUGGAAACGGUCAAGGCAAAUGCCCAAAUGAUCCAUGCCCAAAAGAAAAUGGUGAUUUCCCUCAUUACUUUGCCCACCCAGAAACCUGUGGUAGAUUCUGCCAAUGCGACUGGGGAGUUGCCUAUGAUAUGCCAUGCCCAGAUGGACUUCAUUUCAACACUGACCUUAAUGUUUGUGAUUGGCCAGCUGAUGCAGGAUUUACAUUCUUGUUAUGUGCCACCCUUGUAUUGGCUUUCCAAUAUGCCAAAGCCGACCCAGUUGGUGAAUGCCCUGACGACAUGAACCCGGAUAAAGUUGAUUUCUUGGUAGAUGAUAAAGAUUGCACCGUCUUUUACAAAUGCGACUGGGGAAAACCCGUCAAAUUCGAUUGCCCAUCUGAUUUACAUUUCAACAAAGAAUUGGAAGUCUGUGAUUGGCCCGAUAAAGCAGGAUGCAACGGUGAUGGUGGAGAUGACAGUGGAGAAGACAGUGGAAGCAGCAGUAGCAGCAGCAGCAGCGAAAGCAAUGAAGGAGACGAUGAUGAAGAAGUAGUUGAAGGAGGUGAUGAUGAAGAAGUUGAGGGAGGAGAUGACAAUGUUGAAGAAGAUUCUGGUAGCUCCAGCUCUAGUUCUAGCUCCGAAAGUAACGAAAGUAGCGAUGGAAACGGUCAAGGCAAAUGCCCAAAUGAUCCAUGCCCAAAAGAAAAUGGUGAUUUCCCUCAUUACUUUGCCCAUCCAGAAACCUGUGGUAGAUUCUGCCAAUGCGACUGGGGAGUUGCCUAUGAUAUGCCAUGCCCAGAUGGACUUCAUUUCAACACCAAACUUAAUGUUUGCGAUUGGCCAGCUGAUGCAGGAUCUACAUUCUUGUUAUGUGCCACCUUUGUAUUGGCUUUCCAAUAUGCCAAAGCCGACCCAGUUGGUGAAUGCCCCGACGACAUGAAUCCGGAUAAAGUUGAUUUCUUGGUAGAUGAUAAAGAUUGCACCGUCUUUUACAAAUGCGAUUGGGGAAAACCCGUCAAAUUCGAUUGCCCAUCUGAUUUACAUUUCAACAAAGAAUUGGAAGUCUGUGAUUGGCCAGAUAAAGCUGGAUGCAACGGUGAUGGUGGAGAUGACAGUGGAAAUGACAGUGGAAGCAGCAGCAGCAGUAGCAGCAGCGAAAGCAAUGAAGGGGACGAUGAUGAAGAAGUAGUUGAUGGAGGUGAUGAAGAAGUUGAGGGAGGAGAUGACAAUGUCGAAGAAGAUUCUAGCAGCUCUAGCUCUAGCUCCGAAAGUAACGAAAGUGGCGAUGGAAACGGUCAAGGCAGAUGCCCCAAUGAUCCAUGCCCAAAAGAAAAUGGUGAUUUCCCUCAUUACUUUGCCCACCCUGAAACUUGUGGUAGAUUCUGCCAAUGCGAUUGGGGAGUUGCCUAUGAUAUGCCAUGCCCAGAUGGACUUCAUUUCAACACCGAACUCAAUGUUUGUGAUUGGCCAGCUGAUGCAGGAUGUGAAUAA
Molecule: messenger RNA, 2512 nt
Organism: Onthophagus taurus
Lineage: Eukaryota; Metazoa; Arthropoda; Insecta; Coleoptera; Scarabaeidae
Source: RefSeq, a predicted model, not a curated record